CCUCAUAUCUCCGGUAUCGUAAACCAGUUGAAUUACUUUCAGCGAUCGCAUAGCAGUCCGAUAUACAACAAGCGUGUAGAAGGCGCGGUUGCACAGGUAAUCUGCCGCUGUUAUUCCUGUUUACUCGCUGACAAGUGGAACCGUAAUUGGACAACGUUUCUUCCGGUUCCAAAUGCCAAUAUCGAAUGUCGCACAGUCACGACGAUCACCGCGAUCCAACAUCUUCGAAUUGCCAAAAGAACUGUCCCAUGGGAACUAAAUUGCUGUACGAACAGCUUCUGGAUUGUCUGCGGUCAAGGAAACAUCGUACUCGAGCAAUAUCGAAAAGCGGCAUAAACGUAAACAACGCGUCCUCCGGCGAGUUAGGGGACAGCUUCCUAAAUGUAUUGCCUGUACGGAAGGUAUCUUGAGGUUCGUUCAGAAUCCGAAGUGAACCGACGUGAAUAGGAUCGACGAGGAUGCGCAACAACGAGAAUGUUCGUCGGGUGUUGCUGGAGAAUCCUAUGGAUAAUCUCAAUCAGCAGGCAACCUCUCAAAACGAUCUGCACGUAGCGGUGAGUAAGAACGACCUAAUAUCGGCGGAACUGCUCCUGAAGAAGGGGGCUAGCCCGAACGUGGUUAACAGCAAUGGUCUGACCCCGCUUCACAUGGCCGCUAUGAUGAAGCACAGAGCAAUGGUGGAAUUGAUCUUCGACAAUGCGGCACACGCCCCGAACCUGGAUAGCUGCAGGGAUUACAACAAAGAGACUACGAGGGACGUUUUAAAGAGGUUGCUACCGGACCUUAUGUACCAACUGAUCGCGAACGACGAGAAGGGUUUCCUAGAGUGUCUAAAAAAGACUUCGAAUAACGUGGAGAUCGAUGCUGGGAAGCUGAUCGCGAUGGCCACUCGGCGAAACUUUGAGAACGCGAUCGCCGAAUUGUUGAAGAGACGACCGGACGAUUGCAACUUGGAGAAGGCCACGACCAUAGCUGUACAGAAGAACUCGCCACAUAUUCUCCGUCUGCUACUGAACAACUUCGCCGACAUGAACGUCGAGGCUGCGAACAGGUUGCUAUUCACCGUUUGCAUCGACCUUGGGAUCCCCGGUAGCGGUGGCUCGCAGGACACGUUGAAUCGCCUCGAAUGCCUCAGAUUAAUCCUCGAGGGGGACAAAGUGAACGUUCGUUGCACCGACAAGAAAGGAAACACUCCUCUGCACUAUGCGGCCAGAGCGGACAGUCGCGAAGCGGUGACGAUGCUGCUGGCUAAGGGAAGCUACAUUGGACACACGAACGCGUACGGCACGCCAGCAGUUGCCGACAUAUCCGCGUCCACACUGUCUCAAUACUUCGACAACUCCAUCCAAGCCAAAAGAGAACAGACAAACGGGUGCAUAAUCGAGUUCGACUACAAAUGUUUGAACCCUUAUGAUCCAAAUCUGAUACGACAGAAACCAGAGAUGGACCCCUUCAAGUACAUCGCCGGCAACACCGGUUUGAAACAUCUGCUGAAGCAUCCCCUGCUCUCCUCGUUCAUCUAUCUGAAAUGGCAGAGAAUACGUAUAAUUCUCCGUGCGAGCUUCGCGUUCCAUUUGCUUCACUAUGUUCUACUGAACGUCUAUAUCAUUGGCGCAGCGAGAAUGAGAACGUUCAGCAAAUAUAACGAUCAGACGGACGAAGCAGUGUUAGUAGCACCAGCCGCCGUUGAUACUUUCCGAAUGCUUGCCACCGUCAUCCUGGCAAUCUUUGCAUUUUGGAAGCUGCUCCAUGUGGUCACGUGGCCGCGCUGUUUCGUAUCGAAUUUUAGGAACUGGACCGAACUGCUGUUGGUGAUCCUUGAGUUCCUUGUGCUAUACGACGUGGGCCCCGUUAGCAUGGCUGCUUCGGUGACACUGUUGUCCGCUUGGCACCUGGUGGUCAUGAUGGGCCAGUACUCCUGGCUGUCCACGGACAUUGAAAUAUUGAAGACGGUAUCCUGGAACUUCCUGCGGUUCCUGGCCGUCUACGCGCUCCUCAUCCUCGCGUUCGCGGUAGCCUUCUUCGUCCUGUUCCAUCAGAACAGGAAUUUCGUGAACCUCGGUCGGUCGAUGUUCAAGACGAUUAUCAUGCUCACCGGCGAAUUCGAUGCAAACGAAAUGCCAUUCGAAUCUUAUCCGUUCAUGAGCCAUCUGGUUUUCGUAUUGUUCGUCUUUCUGAUCGUCAUAGUGCUGCUCAAUCUUUUAAAUGGCCUGGCGGUGAACGACAUAACCGAUAUUCUCUGCAAGGCCGAGCUGGUUGGCCUGAUUUCCCGGAUCGGCUUGAUCUCUUACGUUGAAAACAUUGUGAUUGGCAGAAACCACGGUCACGCAUCCCUGUGGGAUUACUGUCUUUGCAACUGGCGGCUUAUGAUUCCCACUUCCCUGGUGAACCAGGUCCUUGUGUUCCCGAAGCAUUUAAAGGAAAGUAAGCUCAGCGUCGAGCUUUACGACAGCUCCGAAAUGGACUCCGGUAUUAUUAAAAAAGCUAAGGAGGUUCUAUCAAGGAGAGAUCGGGAAUCAGACACUGAAAGGAUUAUCAGUGAAUUGGACAAAGUAAAAGAAAGUCUGGCUUCGAUGGAUGUUUCGCUGAAUGCCCUCAGGCAGGGCCUCGGCAAUAACAAUGUUAAAUGUUAGAAGAAAUCAUUCUUCUAUCGAGCAAUAUUUUGUCUGUAAUUGGUAGAGAGAGAAAGAGAGAGAGAACGAAACACAUAUUGAAAAGAAACUACCUGUAAAUGCGGCGGCCAGCAUACUGAUGUACAUUACGAUGAAUACAUUGUAAUGCUAGAAUAAAAAUGAUGACUUAAUUUUUUA
Megalopta genalis is the source of this 2810-nucleotide messenger RNA. Its product is annotated as transient receptor potential cation channel protein painless. NCBI's taxonomy places the organism in Eukaryota, Metazoa, Arthropoda, Insecta, Hymenoptera, Halictidae. Gene Ontology annotation, cellular component: membrane; transmembrane transporter complex. The record is from RefSeq and is a predicted model, not a curated record. Gene Ontology annotation, biological process: monoatomic ion transmembrane transport. Gene Ontology annotation, molecular function: monoatomic ion channel activity; protein binding.